This is a messenger RNA of Vitrella brassicaformis, 9360 nucleotides long. The record is from the annotation of a GenBank genome assembly. NCBI's taxonomy places the organism in Eukaryota, Vitrellaceae.
CUGGCAAGUGUGUGUGCACCUGAUGGCACCAUGUGAUGGACAUCAUCGCCGGCGGCUCCCAUUAGGGAGGUUUUCCAUCAGUCUCUUUAUGGGAGUCCUGCCUGUUGUCGCUGCGGUGAGUGGUGGAGCUGAUGGAGAAUCGGCUGCUGUGGCCAAGAGGACAGCCGCCUCGGCUGUGAAGGAUGAGCCUUGCCACUGCGAGUGUGUCUGCAAUGGGACUCAUGGGCCGUCAUGGGGAGGGGAGAGUCCCGUGUCUGCCUGGAUGGCAGCUGCUUUCAUCGUUGGGCGGCUAGUGGAGCGGAGGGACUCAUUCGCUGCAGUUCCUCCGGCGGCUUAUCUGCCUCAUCGUGAGGAGGCCGAUGACGACACUCAUGAGCUCUCUCUCUAUCAAUCGCACUCGCUGCCGCGUUAUCAGCGCUCAGCAUCAGCACCACCGGCAGCAGCAAGCCGCCAGCUGCAGGUCGCCGAACCAACCGACGGGCUGACGAGAGAUGUCGCUGAUGGCGUAUCGGCUGACGCAUCUCUGUUGCACGAGUACAGCGACUGGUUCACAGUCUUGGAUACUCCACCUGCCGUGUCGGCCAGUGCAUCUCCGGAGCAGCGUGGCCAUGCCAUGUCAGCUGUGGUGAAGCUGCGGCUGCUGCAGAAGUAUCUGCCGUUCGGUGAGGAUCGCGUGAUGCCCGGCACAUCGAUGCGUGUGCUCGUGGGAUCGGAUGCUGUCAAUGUCACCGAUGCCGCCGAGCCGGUGAUUCAUGAGGACUGCACUGUGUGUGAGGAGGAUGCCAGGGGGCCGCUGAGGCAGUUCAUCCGUUCACUGGAUGUGGAGAUGAGAGGCGUCAACAUGGAUCCCUUCUUCCGCGUGUGCGGUCUGCCCUUCAUCGUGUGCGUUCGCUUCCGGACGGCUCGUGAAGCGUUGCCAACGACCGAUGAGGUCGAGUCAUGGGCCGGAGGGGGGGAAGGGAUGGUCGACGGCUACAUCAUGGUUCUGGACCCCGACCAUGAAGCUCAGCUGAUCUUCCCGGAGGGGGGCGUUCGGUUCCCUACAUCUUUUUACGAUCUCAGGGGGCUGCUGGGCGUGGUCUUGAUGAACGCGCCGCUCGACGGCAGUCUUUCUGAUAGGAUCGGCGAUAUGGUGCAGUUAAGACUGCUGUAUGUCGACCAGGUCAGCGGAGAGGACAGGGGCAGGGCACACACGACCUGAAGUUGUGUGUGCUCCCUGCCGUCUUUGUGUGACUUGUAACUGUUGACAGCUGGCUGUUAUGUUGCAGAGUCAACUGAGUGGCCCACUGCCUGACGCCAUCGUCUCUUUGCCGGAACUACGCGGCCUCUAUUUGGAUGAUACCCAGCUGAAUGGCACUCUGCCACCAUCCUUCCACACGAUGUUCGGCAAAUCACUGGAGGCGCUCUCUCUCAUCCGCAACCCAUUGGGCUUCAACGUGCAUUCCCUCUUCCACGGCCAAGGCGCCAACUCGUCUGCGCCCGCCCCUCCCCCUCAAUGCACCACUUUGAGGAUAGCGAGGCUGCUAGGUGAGAGCAUCACGGGAUCGCUUGAGGGUGCUUUCGAUGGAUGUGAGUCCCUGGAGCUGUUCCACAUGAGGAAUACGGCCAUUAUUGGCGGGCUGCCGGCUCUCGAGGGCCUGCCCAACCUCCACACAUUUCGGCUGGAGAACAGUGAGAAUGUCACGGGCACCAUCCCAGCCGCCUGGGGGAACGUCACCUCUUUGCGAGACUUGAAAAUGAUCCAGAGCAGGGUACGUGAGGCGCUUUAGGCAGGCACAUGCGUGCAUUUGUCGGCUGAGUGUAUCCGGCAUCUAUCGUGUGUCCAUUUCUGGUGCGUGUCCGAUGCAGGGUAUUCGGGGUGCGAUUCCCGACUCGAUCAAUAACCUCACAGACCUUCGAACCCUCUCCAUAUCCAUCACAAGGUCAGCAAAGACAUAGAGAGAUUGCACGACCCCCAUGCAUCUGUUGCUGUGUUGGUGUGUUCUCAGAGUGAACAAGCUGCCUGCGACAAUCGAAGGCCUCCAGCGUCUGUGGGAUUUGGACCUCUCACGAAACCGCCUAUCUGGCGUGAUCCCUGCGUGGCUGUCAAAUAUGCGUGGGCUGAGGAGCAUGCGGCUCGACAGCAACGACUUCGAGGACUUCGAAGGCGACUGGCGAAUGCCACCCAUGUAUGUGAGAAAGAGGAGUCAACACUUCCACGUGACGAGAGUAGUUUACGAUGUGGUUGUGGUGGUGCAUGCUUGCAGGUUGGAGCGGCUGCAUGUGUCCAAAAACAGUCUGAGUCGCAUACCCCCAAACUGGAGACGGCUGGAAACGAGUACGUCAUUCACUCACUUCAGCACCGACUGGCUCUUGUGUGUGCAAUUGACUGUUCUCUGGCCUCGUCCCUGCCUGCUGUCUGUCUUUGUGUGUAUGUGCAGUCAAGACUCUAUAUUUGUCGGAUAACCGCAUCGGUGAUCAGCUGACGUGGGGAAGGCACUCCCUCGGUCUGCGAGCCAUUACAAGUAAGCAAGGAGGGAGGACGAUCAAUCAAUCGCUCGCAAAGCAGCUCCAAUCCAUCGCUGUCUGGUGUCAUAUGGCCGGACAGGUCCGAGCGCCCACAUCGUCGCUGAGAUCCUCGCCAACCCGCCCCCCUACUGGCCGAGCAUCGAGACACUAUCCAUCAGCAGGAACGACUUCAACAUCUCCGUUGACGAGUUCCUCAUGCCAUGGUCGUUCCAAAGCAGCCUCGUCAGCCUCUUCAGCCUCGAAAACGGCCUACACGGCGCCCUCACCCCAUCUGGGGUGACCGUCGUCGACCUGCAACAUGUCUUGAGCGAAGGACUCCUCGACAGACCCGCAUUCCGGCGCUACAAGAGGUCAUUCAUGGCUGCCUAUGGGCUGCAGGAGAACGCCACGAGCAUGAGCAUGGUGGAUCCAGAUGCGAGUGGUGAGCCUGUCGAGGUGGACGAAUUCGUUGACGACGGGUCGGUGGUCGACGUGGAGAAGCUCGACUAUUCCGUCACAGUUGCUGACCUGUACCCCGACAUUAACCUGAGGGCGCUGAAGGGAUUUGAGAAGCUCCAGUGGCUUGGGGUCAACUACAAUGACAUUGAGGAAAUCCGCGAUGGAUGGUAUGCACGUACCAAGACUCAGGCGGUCAUGAGACACACAGUCAACUGUGCCUCUCUGUGUCGUGUGCUUCGUCAGGUACUCUCUCCCCAACAAGCUGCACCGAUUGCACAUCGCCGGCAACCGUCUCCGGAGGAUAAUCAUGGACACCGAGCCCCUGGAAUAUGUGUGGUAUACUCGACACAACUGGAAGCUUCUGCAGCGGGCCAACCUGCAGAAAAACCCAGACCUGAGAAUCAAAGACGUACGGCACGCACGGAUAGCGAGCGGCAUUCAGGGAUUUCGUGUGCAUCCAAUGAUGUAUCUUCCUGUGCAGAUCAAUCCCCACGAGGGUCGACCGUGCUCGGAGAUUUUCGAGGGCCUGUGGCAGGGCAACACUGAGGAACUCUACGCCGACUUCUAUGGUCAGUGUGUGAGCAUGUGACCGACGAAAGAGCAAGGGCCUCUGCAUGUGACACACAUAACAACGGUCUUCUUGUCCCUCCUUCAUUCCUUCAGGAUACCGGCCACUGAACGGGACGGAUGGCGUCGAGUGCACCAGGCUCUGCAUCGAGAGCCAGAUCUUGAAGGUGAGACCACAAAAGAGGGGUGGAUGCCACUCCUUCAGGCCGUCCCGUGUACACCUGCCGUCUGUCUGUCUGCCUGUCUGUAUGAGUCAGGUAGAUGAAACGGUCAACGAAGAGGUAUUGUGUCGUUGCAUACCCGGCUAUGAAGGCCACGGUCGCACCUGCACCAAAUGCCCGGAUGGCACAUACAGCAACAGAGAAGUUGGCACCGACACCUGUCAACCGUGCCCAUCAGGCGAGGGUAAGCGGAGCUCUUCUUCACAGGGGACAGUUGACGCAUCCGUGUAUGAGCCUUGCAUUUGUGCUUGUCCAGUGGCCCUCGACGAUGGGACGGCGUGUGUGUGCGAUCUCGGAUAUGAGUAUAAAAACAACGAGUGUGGGCAAUGUGCGCCAGGUACACAUCCACACGUAAUCAAAGAAUGAGCGGCCUAUCUAGCGCCUGAAUUCGUGUGUCUAUGCGUAUUUCAGGGACGUUCAAGCCAGCGCCGGGGAACGAGCUGCCGUGCUUUUCAUGCCCCGGCAAACAGUUCACUUCUCCGCCAGGCAGCCGAUCCGAAGGAGACUGCUUCUGUGAAGCCCCGUACUCUCUGUAAGCCACUCACUCACCCACCAAAUCGGUUUCCGUGCUCAUUCUGACCAUCUCGUUACCUGUAUGCCUGCCUGCCUGCCUGCCUGUUUGCAGCGAUCGCCUCCGAAAGGAGUGUUUCCUCAUGCCAACUGAGAGCCUGAUGCCGAUGCCAUCCCCCAACAGCUCAACCCUCUGCGUCACGUCACAUGGCAACGGCACCGAUGAUGUUUCCGCCAACAGCGCCAAGGACGAAGGCAUACUGGUCGUCACCGACUACCAGCGUCCUAGACCCCCUCUCGUGAAUCCUGGAUGGUACGAGCUGGAUGUGGAUUGUUUUGUCAACGUGCCCGUGCUGCCCGCCAAGUCGACAGAGGCGCUCUCCAGAGAGAUCUGCAACCAUCAUGACGCCAUCAUCAAACUCGAGAUGUGGCGUGCAGAAGCAGUCAUCCCGGCUUUCAACCAAACUCUGCAACUCGGUCUUGUGCGCGGCAUCCCCCUGUCGGCAUACACAUCGGAGCCUGAACUCAGUGCAGCAAAUGUGAAGUCUGAGCGGCGUAGUGCGCCGCUUAGGGGGGCGGGCGGCGGUGAAGCUGUUGCAGAAGAGCUCGCUCUGCCGCCCGUGUGGGUGGACCCUGAGACGAACGUCACCUACCGACGGCUGCCGUUGCCGAUAUCAACGUAAGUAUGUGUGUGCCAUACACAUUCUGCGCCGACUGCUGGACGUCACUGUGGUUUGCUUAGGUAUGAUGCACACGUGACUUCGAGGCAUGUGUUGGUGCGGUGUCCUGUUCCGGAGGCCUGCGAGGGUUCGGACUGGGACAACACAACACAGACCGUCACAAAGCUCAACAAAUGCAAGGCAAGACGAGACGGCGAUAUGGCGCGACGGACAGCUCACUUACUGGUGUGUUGUGUGUGUAUCGUCAUCGAUCAAGCAGGAGGGUCACACGGGUCCCAUGUGCGGCAGCUGCGACAAGGGGUGGCGGAGUGUGGGGACACUGUCGGGUCUGUGCAGGAUGUGCGGCAGCCACGGGUGGAACAUCACGGGAGCCAUCGUCCUGUACGUGGUCGUCUUGAUCGUCAUAUUCAUUGCCACCACACUCUCGCAGAGGUGCGGUGACACAAACGGCCGACUGGUCUGCUGCAUGGCUCCAUUCGUCGGUUGUGUGUCCCUGCAUAGGUCGAGUGUGCUGCCUCGUGCUCAUGUCCACGCGAUGCUCAUUAAGAUCGGUCAGCAGUGAAAAAGACUCAGAAAGCGAACGAGACUGUCACUCAUGCGUGUGUCUGUCAUUCACAGGUCUCAACCAUCUCACAGUGGUCAGUGACUCACUCAGUCGGACACAGAGCCAGCCAAGCGACGAAUGAAUCCACCUCGCUUGUCUGACUGUCGUGUCCGUCUGUCUGUCUAUCUGUCUGUCUGUCUGUCUACCUGUGAAUGACGCAGGUGAGUGCCCUGACAUUCUUUGGCCUCCAGUUCUCUCGCAUGCUCCCGCCCGAGGCCACUGAGCUCAUCAGAUGGGCCUUUAGAUGGGACGGUAAGUGUAUGCGCAGCACACUGAAGGCAAGCAGACUGGCUGCAUCGUUUGCAUGCCUUUUUGUGUGUUGGUGCAGGUGGAGUGCCGACGGCAGACGUCACGUGGGAGUGUCUGUUGAAAGACAACGGGAUGCGGGGCAGCGACGCUAUGCUGGCCAGGAGAGCUGCGUGGAUCGUGUUUCCCCUCGUAUGGUCAGUCAGCCACCGAGACAGCCCGAUCCGCUGUGAUUGAUUCAUGUCGCUUCCCUCCUCGCGUUGUGUUGGUUGAUUCACAGGUUGACCGUCGCCACACUCUGCUGUAGGCGGGCUGUCAACUAGUCACUCCAUGCAUAUUCGUGUGCUGUCCUUUGUCAGGGGGUCUGUGGCGGAUCCUGCCGCUCCAUUGCAAGGCCUCCAACCUCUCCCAGCUGUGCUGCCCAGGCACAAACAAGCCCGACACAGACGACGACGAUGAUGCAGACUCGCCACAUCAACAGGGGCAGCAACAGCACCAAACCCAGCGCGCCUUCUCAGAGUCAGGCAGUGCCUCCCGGUCUGCUAUGCGACAGUCGCACUCCGACAACGUCAGCGAGAGGCGGCGGAAACGGAAGGACAGGUGGCUGCAGUACUUCAUUUGUCCCCAACUAUGGGUGGUGUGCCUCACAUUCAUCCACCCAAGUGAGCCAGGCACACAAUCAAACAGACCAGACAGAUGAAGAGGUCGCGUGCUCUUUUUGUGUCCUUGCCUGUCGUCCUUAGCCGUGACGCGUCAGCUGCUGGAGAUCCUCCCCUGCCGCACCUUCCCGACCAUCCGCUUGUCAGAGCCCCCCGGCGAACCCCUCGAGGGGCCUUAUCCAACCAUCCGCCGCUCAUUGCUCGACCCCUCAAUCCUCUGCUACACCGGCCAGCACCUCACCUUCACCAUCGUCUCCGUCGUGGGGCUGUGCGUGUGGUCCUUCGGCCCGGUCAUCGCGGCACUGAGCAUUCUGUGCUCGUACCAGCGGUCGGGGCGGCUCUACAAGCGGCAGACGCGGAAGAACCUGGGAUUUCUCUACAACGGCUACCGUCGGUCCUUCUUCUACUGGGAUGUCUGUUUUGCUUUGCGGCGGAUUGCGGCUCUUGUCAUAGCGCAGGCGGGUGCGUCUUUGGGUGACGAGAUGAUCCAGCUGGUGUGUUGGCAGCUCGUGGCUGCCUCGUCGCUCAUCGUGCAGCUGUGGGUGAGGCCAUUCGACAGCAGAUCCUUCAACAUACUCAAUCGCAUGGAGGCACAAGGUAUGUAGGCGGCCGGGCCACACUGCCUGCAUGGUCGGGUGCGUCAAUGUGUUGGUCUGUCGAUCGAUUGAACUCAGGUUUGCUGAUUUGGAACAUCUCACUGUGGUGUCUGAUGCUGCUGGCGUCGACAGCCGCCCAUCCGACUAUGAUGGCGUUGACAGCCGCCCACCCGACUGUGAGCCAGGAGUUUCAGGAGGUGCUGGGAUACGUGCUGACGACCGUUGUGGUGCUGAUCAACGCCUAUCACAUCAUCGCCCUCAUUUGUCACACUGUACAGCAUUCGCUCGAUGUGCUGAUGACGUCCAUCCUGAUUCUCGAGCACCUACCGGACAGUGCUCCCGGUGCCCGAGAGAAGAGGGACGGCAUCAUCAUGGCGGCUAUGCGUCGCAUCGCCUUCACUGUGGGGGAUUGUGAGGACCGCCGACGAGCAAGAGUCCCAACAGUGUGGCUCGACGCCGACGGCAGUGAGCUUACCAUCAUCCUUGACAGCAGCAAGGGCAAGGGCGGCGGCAAGGGGACGGCAGCCACGCCAUCAGGCUCAUCUGGCUCACGUCGACCAAGCAAGCCGCCACGCAGCCGCGCCCCUGUCGAGGGCAAGGUGGUGCUGCAUGCGUCAUCGCUGCCCCUCCCCGUGCCUAUGACGACGCAGAGCGCACCGCCUGCGCUGCUGGAGGUAGCACCUGGGGCUCAUGACGGCAGCUUACGCAAGAAGAACACGGCCACCAGUUUGGACGACCUGUACUUCGACUCUUCUGCCACCGUGCAAGUGCAGCAGCUGCCCGUCUUUGCCCCCUGCCUCUUCCCGCCCUGCUCCGCCGACCACACGGCCGCAGCGACCACCCGGUCCCUCCCCCCUUCCGUCGAGGGCGACACUGGCACGUCACUCGGCCCCCAUCUCCCCAUAGCCGGGCAGCAUCUCGGGUCGAGAGGCGACCUACCUGCUGCCAUCUGGUCCGCGGCGACCGACAGCCUGCCACCAGACCAGGCACAGCGGAUUCCCCAGGUGAUCGCAUCCACCCACUCGCUGCCCGCCAUGGAGCACAGCCAGCGCACCACAGUGACCGAUGCUGCCGAGCCGUCCUCGGUGGCACCGACCGAGCCGUCAGUCCGUUCUGCCAAUCCGCUGAAGGAGGUGUGGAAUCGCAUGUCAACAGCGGCGCUGACUCUAACUACACGGACAAUGCGUGCGCGUCGUGUGGAGAGCGACCGGCGGAAGCGGUGGUGUUCUGAGGUCAUGCGGCUGACGAGUGAGUCGAUGCAGGAGGUCAUCGAGCAAGUGGGCAUCCAGGCGGUGCCGAGUGAUUUCGUCGAGUUCUUGUGGAGCCAGACCUUUGAUGUGUACCGUCGGAGGAAGAGGACCAUCAAGGAUCCGACGUCAGGCAACGAACGGAUCGUCCUCUUGCCGUCCUUGGAACUGAGGGUAUGCACAUGCACAUACAUAUACAUAAAUGUACACAUGGCGUCUCCGCAUUUCGGUCAUUUCUGUUGUGUUGCGCACAUGUGCGCAGGUGGCCACAAGGUCGUCGUUGCGGAGGGGGUCUUCGUCAUCCUUUGUGGACCUGAUGAAUGCGAUUCAGGAAGAGGCCGUCACCGACGACACCGCAAAGACCGAAGGCAUACCAUUCACCGACUUCCAGGUAACCAAACAAGCACCAGCGACAUCGUAUCAGUCUCGCAUCUCCUCUCUCUCUCCCUGUUCUCCCUGUCGCUCUGUGUCUGGCCAUGUGGUACGUGCAGAGUAGCAUGGCGUUCGUUGUGGAUCGGCUGAUCAAUGCUGGCCCCGGCUGGAAGGACGUGUAUGCCGCCUUCAAGACGGCAAGGCAAGCGGACAAGGGUCACCAGGCGAACAACGGCCGUGUGUCGCCCCGAUGACUGAGUGGCUGCAUGUGUGCAUCCGUGGGUGUGCCUACAUUCGUGACGUGCGCGGUAUGCCUCUUCUGUGUUCAUCUUUUUCUCGGCUUUUUGCCGUCCCGCUGUGGUGCGUACCAGUCAGCCAAUUGUCUGCUGCUCGUACCUGUCGCACUGUGAGGCUUUGCCGCUCACACGCGCUUCCGUAAGUCUGUCUGUCUCCCGUCAAGUGACUUCGAUCGGCUCGAGUGUAUUUAGAGCGAUGUGACUUUAUCUGCGCCCUGUUAUGUUCUAUUAUGUGGGUAUCGUAUUGGCGUAAGGAGCGUCGGUGUGCAGUUCAUGAGUGGAUCGAUGGUCGCUGAGCCGACGUGCGCCUGUCUUAAUGGCAUUUAACUCGGUGUUCGGUGGGACAGACAUUGUGUUCGAUGAUUCAUCUUAGUUGGUGCUCUCGUCUCUACCCAUGUGUCUGUAGUCAAUGUCCC